Pseudogymnoascus destructans is the source of this 1062-nucleotide messenger RNA. RefSeq lists its product as uncharacterized. The transcript has 3 exons. The record is from RefSeq and is a predicted model, not a curated record. NCBI's taxonomy places the organism in Eukaryota, Fungi, Ascomycota, Leotiomycetes, Thelebolales, Thelebolaceae. Bases 1 to 1062 code for a protein of 353 amino acids.
AUGGCAGACGACUUGCUGACUAAUGAUGAGGUGCCCGACUAUCCCCUGCUAGAAUUUCCGACCGGCUUCCAUCUUGAGUGUCUCCACGGCCGGCACAGGAUCGAAGCUGGGUGCGAAUUUCUCCAUCCUGGGGACGAUUGGUGGACGGUUGAUCUGUACCUCGCAGACCUGAACGUCGACCUAAAGACAUGCCUCGUUGAAGAAUAUGCCAACGAGGAGAAGCCCUCCGAUGGCGAGAUUUACUACAAGAUGCGGCGCUACCAUUUCCAGCAGAAUUUCAGCUUUGAAAUGCGGUGGAAGGCGUGCCUGCGAGGCGAGCGGAAGGAGUACCUGCUGACGCUCACCCGUAAUGAAGCACUGACGGCAGCAUUCGAUGACUUGCUGGACAUUCCAGGUCUCUGGGGCGGGAUGAAGAUGACUACGCUGCACAAAGUGAUGGCUCUGAAGUAUGAUACGGUAGGCAGAGGGCUGGCAUGGAUGAUUGAUUUUGGCCGAUUUCUCGCGGUACAGGAACUUUUACACUACCUUCGCCGCAUCAAGCAGGUCUGGUCCGAUCUUGUAUUCAGCGCUUUCGACGACAGCGAGCGCGACGAUAUCUGGAGCUGGCUAAAGUGCGUUGAGGGCCUAAUUCCAUUUCUCGCGACCUUCUUCAAAGACAUCGGGUACUUGGAGCGCCUCGCCAACUGCGUCAAGCAGCUAACGGGCGACAAUGUCCAGAUCUCUCAUGCCUUCAAGCAACUAUUCUCCCCUGUUGAUCAAGAGGACGGCCGCGUUCGGAUCAUGGAUGGCCAGGCUAAGAUUCAGGUCGCCGAGAAUGCUUUUGUGUACGGGCAGGGGACGCGUGGAGACCAAGUCGAUCUCGGGUACCGGCAGAUCAUUGCGUAUGCCAUGCGGCACUUCGCGGAUAUGCCAAAGGAACCAGUGAAGGAGGGCCACGUGAUGCAGCCUGCAGCGAUGGCAGAUCGAGCUGUCCUCCGCCGCUUUGCUGACUUGGCAGACCAGCUGGGGUUUACCAGUACCAGGAUAAAGCAUUUGCAGCAGUAUCCAGCUGCACUCGCCUAG